Molecule: messenger RNA, 7124 nt
Organism: Leptidea sinapis
Lineage: Eukaryota; Metazoa; Arthropoda; Insecta; Lepidoptera; Pieridae
Product: tetratricopeptide repeat protein 17
Exons: 19
Coding region: 132-3587 (1151 amino acids)
Biological process (GO): actin filament polymerization
Cellular component (GO): cytoplasm; actin cytoskeleton
Molecular function (GO): protein binding
Source: RefSeq, a predicted model, not a curated record
CUGUCACCUGUCUGCUGUGGUUUGUUGCACAAUGCGUGUGUGCAAUGUGUAUGUAUGUACUGUGUGGGAACAGUCGUGAUUUUGCUUUAGAAAAUUAUUUUCAAUUACAAUAAUGUGUUUUUGACUUAAAUAUGGUGCGAAAAAAUUUAAAUUUGUUUGCAGCAAUGCAAAUUGCCUUUAUAUGGCUUUUUUUCUUAUUUAGUCAUGCUAGAAAAGCUGGUGCGACUACGCACUGGAUGGUGACUGAAAGUGGUCUAAUUCAGCCAAGGAUUGAUUCUCCUUUUGAAAUAGCUCGACCCUAUGACUUGCUAUCUUUUUUAAAGCAAGAUACACAUUGGGAGGAGAUAAAAAAUUUGUAUAAUGAGCUUUCAAAGAAGCAGGACUUCCUUGAUAAUCUAUGGUCUGAAAUUGAAAAAGAUACAGAUUUAGGUAUUGAUGUUGGAAAAGAUGAAAAUUGCAUGAGAGCUGGACCCCUCAACAUGAUAGAUUGGUAUCACACACCACUGGAAGAUGGUACUAUAAAGAACAUACCUGAAAAAGAUUUUUUGCUACCCAAACACUUUGGAGCAAGUUCUGAAGUACCAGAUUGUAAAAAGAUAUCAUCACUUACAUUCAGUAUGUUUGCAUUUGAGCAUUUAAAUAGUAUGAUCGAAAGAAACAAUAUAUCUAUAGCACCAGAAUAUCCAUCCUUAGAAUUCCUCUUACCAUUUACAACAUCAGUGGAUCAGAUGGGUCAUUGGCUCACAGGGGUCCUGAAACGUAACACUUCCUCAUGGCUUCAUUAUAACCUGGCUUCAUUGUACUGGAGGAUCAAAGGAAAUGCACCAAAAGCUAUUGAAUGCUGUAGAAGAGCCAUUCACUAUGCUCCUAGAGAAUAUAAAGAUAUAGCAAUGUUGAGCUUAGCCUCAAUAUUCUAUCGAGCGAGACAUUACGAAGAUGCUUUAAUUAUCCUGAAUGGAGCAGUGGACCAUGAUUUUCGAAAUCCGAUAUCACAUUUUGUACUUGCCAACCUUUAUACAUAUAUUGGUGAAUAUAAUGCAUCCUUGGUCCACUAUAAAAUAUGCUUGAAGAUAAAUUCUAAAAUGGAAAUAGCUAAAAAACAUACAUAUGCUACACUGUGUCAUAUCCAUGUAAAGGGAAGAAUGAAGAAUAUGAAGUGGAAAAUCCAUAAGUUGCGUGAGGAACUAAAUGACUAUAGUUUAAAGGAGUCAUUAUGGAUUAAAACGCAAAGUGAAUUUCUGAAAACCAUGAAGCAAAUUGAUGGCUAUGACUAUAAAAACGUCGAAAAGAACAGUGCCAAGAUGUCUGAACUGACCGGACUACCAAUAGCCAAGUUAAAACAGAGUGGUGAUAAAUAUUCAUUGAUCAAGUAUUUCUUUGACGGUACAAUGUUCGACGGCCAGAUUUUGGAACUGGCCAGCGUGCCAAACCUUGACGCGAUCUACACUCUGCAGAGGAUUGUGGGCUACAUACAGAAACACUCGAAUACACCUGAAAUAUUGGCACAUUUGAAUAAAGGGGAUAAAGAGAGCAAGGAAGAUCUGUUCGCGUCUAUAACAAAUAUUGAAUCUGGUAAAUCAAAAGAAGCAUUAUCGGAUAAAUCUAUGCCAAAAGAAAAAAGUAAAAAGGAUACACAAACAGCUGAACAGGAGAAGAAUCAUACAGAGGAUGCCGGAGAUGAUCUCACUGAAUAUGAAACUGAUAUCUUUUUACACCCACAGUCACUAACAAUAAAUAAAAACAGGGAGGACUUUGACACAGAUCCAGACUGGCCUUCAGAUGAGUUCUGUCUUUUUGCGGCUCCGAACUUCCCGGACAAAGUGGAGGCGUUAUACCCCGUGUUCUUGCCUCUGGAGAACAAAGGCAUCAGAGUGAGAUCAUUGCUUACUGAUAAGAUCGGAGUGCCUCUGGACGUGGAACACGAGCUGCCGUGGCAUCCUCCCAACUGUCUUCAUGAGAAAGAUAGCAAUGUGAAGAAGAAUUUCAAGCAACAUGUAACAGAGGUGGUAGAUACAGGGUAUUUGCGGGAGAUGAUGCUGAAGUACGUGAGCGACGGUGACCCGGAGCACGCCAAGCAUAUGCAGGAGGUUGAGAUAGGACACAGGAUCUACGUAGCCAUGAGGAAGAGAUUAGCCCCAAAGUGGAUUGGGCAAGUUCUGGCAUCGCUGUACUGGCGAGUCCGGGGAAACAGAAUCAACGCUUUGCAUUGUCUGCAAGCGGCAACACGCUCAGUGCACCCCAAGUAUAAGGAGAUCGUUCUGGUCUCCUUAGGCUCGGUGUACAUGGAGCUGGGAUACUUCGACGAGGCCGUGCUAGCAGCGGAAGAGGCUAUACAGAUGAAUGCGAAUGAGCCGGCAACGAACUUCCUCAUGGCGCAGCUAAACAACAUCAAGCAGCACAGACUGACCCAGAUGUUCCACCUCGAGCAGGUGAUCCGCGUGGAGCCAGGGUUCAUGUCCGGCCUGGUACGGAACCUGCUCAACACCUGGGCAUGCGUGUUCGAACAAGUGUAUAAAAUACAGGAAGUCGAUUUCAGUGAAGGUGAUGUAUGUACUCAAGUACAGCCCGGUAUCAACAUGGUGUGUGAGAAGGGUGGAGCCAACUGUCACAUGACCAGCAUUCGCUGCUUUAGCAAGAAGAAAGAAGACACCAGUACACUUAUGUCACUGCUGGAACAAAAUGAAUAUGAACAGUACAAGGGAAAAAACUAUAUAAACGAUAAAUUUUUCGAGAUAAUAAUACAGAACACACCCGCAAGCCGGCACGACACUCUAGCCCACCAUACGAAUUACGACCAUAUGAUGAAAGCAAUAGAUACUGUUUUGAAGGGGUGCGGCCCGCACGGAUGUAGAAGUAUGAAUCCGUUAGACGCGUCAAUGACCGAGGAGGAGUGUGAACAUCACUCAGUACAAUUUGGAUAUUGGUUGCACAUUGUUAGCUUUAAACAAUUACUAACUGAUUCUAAUGUGAGAUUACCCCCAGAAAUACUUACCAUGACGCCAUCAACCAAGAAAGUUCCGGACUGCAAGUCAUUAUUAAGCUCCUCGGAAGACUUCUAUAUACAACGGUUGAGCAGAAUAGACACAACAAAAUGGGAACCAAUAAUGAGUCUCACCCACCAGUUCACAGAGUUGUUCUAUUUCGAUGAUUACCUUACACUCGGAGCUAUGAUUGCCAAGUAUGUGGAAACCCGGCCCACGUCGUGGCUGGGCGCGCUAAGUGCGAGCUGGUGGUGCGGCGCGGGCGGGCACGGUGCGUGCGCGGUGCAGUGUGCGGCGCUGUCGCACAUGCUGGCGCCGGUGAACCUGGCGCCCUACCCGCUGCGAGGACUGACUGCCAUGCUGCACAUGCAUAUGAAGCAACGGGACGCCAAGGAAGUCGCUUAUCUGUCGUUCUACUCGUCGCCAAAAAGUAAAAUUGAGUCAUUCUUAGUUGCUGUCUCGCAUACACACAUGAAGGAGUACGACCAAGCGGUUUGGAUGUACAGGUACGCGUUGGCUUUCGACGAGGAUUUUAAGCCGGCUAAGGCUUGUCUGCACGCGACGAUGUGCUCUAUGUUCUUCGGCGACGGCAAAUCCAAAAAAUGAAGAGCCAAUCAGUAAAAGAAUGUAUAAAUUUGAUUCGAUACUUAACUUUUAGAUUUAAAAAUACUAAAUCUCAACUAAUAGUUACUAUAAUUUAACCUUUUUUCGGAGGGUUUCGUAGAGGCUAUGUGUUUCCUAAAACAAACUUUCUUGAAGAAUGUUCACAUAUUCUAGAAACAAGCAAAGAUGUUGAUAUUUAAAAUUAAAAUUCAGAAAUUUGCAUUCAAAAUAGCAUUUUAAAAUCAUUUAUUGAACGUAAAAAUAUAAAACCCAUUCGAUAGAUAAGAAAAAAAAUGGAAAAGCGCGCCAUAAAGUAGGCCUUAAACUGGUUACUACUUUUUGGCGUCAAAUAUUUUUAAAUUGACUAAAAAUUUACGAUGUAUAUUUAAAGUAUGUAUGGACAUAACGCACAUUGGAGAGUUUUAUAGAAGUUGUGAUAGAACAGACAGUAGUUUGACCUACCGUUUAUCGAAACGUAUAAUCGAUAUAAACUGCCCCAUCACCAUUUGCUAAUCAAUAUAUAUCAAGACAAUGAAAUAUGCACAAGCUAAUUACUGCUUUGAACAAAUCGUUACGAGUAUUUUAUUUUCGACCUACCUUCAAUUAAUUAUUGAGAUUAACUUAUCACCUGUGCCAUCAGUAAUAAAUUAAUGAUUUUGAAUAUUUUAGUAAACGAGUGUUACCUGCCUCUCCAAAGGUACAAAUUAUAAUAUCAAAUAUCUGUUAUUAUUUUAAGUUUUUUAAAUGUCCGUUUCUUUGACUGUGUCAAGUAAUGUACUUUCUAUAUAUUUUCUACUUGAAUAAAGAACUUUUAAAAUGAAUGAAUGAAAUGAUAGAACAGACAAGUGCUAGUCUCUCGAACUUAACGACUAGCGAACAUACAAAAUACGAUCGUCAAAUCUUUAAGUACAAUAAUUGUGACUCGCCAACAUUGACGUACGAUAAAGUACUAGACUCCCAAUCGCCUAUUAUUAGGUACUAGCUGACCCGGCAAACGUUGUUUUGCCAUAUAAAUUGUAUUGAUCUUGUGCUUGCUAGUUGAUAAGAGAUUGCGCUAGUUGUAUUCAUUAGUAACAAUCACACUUCUUUUAUAUUUUGUAUAAUUACACUAUACACUAUAGUUUUAUAAAUUAUAGCCUAUAUGUUAUUCUGGUGUGUAAGCUAUAUUAUUGUAAAGUUUCAUCAAAAUCUAUUCAGUAGAUUUUGCGUUAAAGAAGUUCAAACAUACAUCCAGACAUACAAACUUUCACAUUUAUAAUAUUAGUAGGAUAAAAAUGUCCAAGCGUUGUAUAUACGUAUGCAGAUAACAUUCAUUCAAAUUGACACCUUAUUUCGCGGCAUUAAUGUUCAAAGUCUAUUGUAUACGAAGAAUAAUACUCAUAAGAAUUCAUUACGGUUCAUGGAUUUGUUUUAGCAACUGCAAUGUAAUUAUUUAUCAAAACUAUUAAAAAGGUCAAGUUAAUUACAUAAUCAUGUUUAUUUAAAGGGGCAUAUUCUUUAAGUUUCGGUAUGCUGUUAUUUGGACGGCUUUACUUUUCACUGAACACUGUUAUUGCGUGGCGUUGUAUUCAAAGCGCGGUCGGAACACAACGUGAGUUGUGAGUCUAAUUAUUGUUUAUUGUACUUCUAUACUCGGCUCACCUACCCGCCUAGUUGUUGGAUACUCGUAUAAGUGAACAAAGUACAGUUAGUAUUUUAAACUAAGGUUGAUAUUAUGGACAGUCCUAGUAAGCUUCAAAAAUAGUAGAUUUUAGAAAAUCACUCUUCAUUUACUAUGCUCGUUUUGUAUAAAUUUCAUUUAUCUACUAACGGCCGUUCCCAAUAUUCAGUCUAUCUCUUACUUGAGAUAAAAAUGGUAACUAUCGUUGACUUUUCUGUCCCAAUAAACUUAUCGACAGUAACUCACCUUAUCCGUACACGCUGUCUGCCAAUGGGACGACGUAUAGCUUACCAGCGAUAGAAGUUUGUAAGGAAAUUUCAAUUCACGCGUCCCAAUAUGAGGCGAUAAGAAUGACUUAUCGGGUACAUUGGGACUGCUUCAGAUUAUUGACAGCUAAUUACUGACAGUAGAAGGUAGUAAUUUAUCUCCAUCUGUAGAUAGUGUAUUGGGAACGGCCGUUAGUUAUGGAAUCAAUAUAUUUUUACUUUGUUUGUUUGUGUAUUAAGUUAAUUUACUUAAUUUUACAAAUGGCACUAAAACAUAUAUUAGGCAUGCCACUUUUUUAAAGAAAUUUCAUAAUAUCAGCAUUGAUUAACGAAGUUUUCUUAUAAUAAUCAGUCUAAGUAUUCUUAACUGAUGAUUUUUGUUAAGAGUUUAUGAAACGACAUUUAAACGCCAAAUAAACAUGUUGUAUUUGUUAUUUAUGCAACUGUUGUGUAAUAAGUUGCAUACAAGACUUUAUCUAUACCCAGAAUAUGAAUCCUCUAAAAGAUUCUGAAACAUUUAACCUCCUGCUAACAUUAAAACACCAGUCCUAGUAGUAACCUAAAAUCAUUCAUUACUGAUUUAUUUAAGUAUUAGUGAAACAAUUAUUUAUUUUAGUAGUAAUUUACAUUUUGUAUAGUGCAAUAAUUAAAAUUCACUCGAAUAUAAUGUUCUUUUGCAGCGUUUAAAAUGAAUCCCUCUUUUUUGUAAACAAAACAAUAAAAAUGGCGGGGAUUCGAAUAACCUACUUUUUAUUUCAUCGCGCGACUUCUGGUAGUGUGGAACGCGCGUAAACGAAAAUGUUCUUUUUUUAAAAUUCAUACAGAUACCACGCAUCGAGCAAUAAGAUGUGGCUGUCUGUUGAAACUCUUUGCGCAUGAAGGGAUCGAAAAAAACAACAACAUAGGAGUGUUGUUACAAAUUCAGUACAACAUUACAACACUCGUUUGGAUGAUGUAAUGGUUAUUAGAACAUUGGGUGUUUUAAUGUUGACAAUAAGCUAACUGUUUCAAAAUCUUUAAUAAAGGAUUUAAAGCAUGGGUGUAGAUAAAAAUAUAUGUGUAUAAGUACCUUUAGAAAUUAUAUCGUCUUAACUAUAGCAUGAAUGGGAGCCAUUUGUAUCUAAGGGGUGGAAUUAUUGGCGAUUUGAUGUAGUGAGAUCUAAUAUAAUAUUAUCAAUGACUGAUAAAAAUACAUUAAUAUUAUGUUAGUGGUACUCGUGGUUAUUAGACUUAAAUAUGCAAUUAUGUCCAAGUAUAAAUUCAUCGUAAUAUAUUUCGUUUCACUUUUUGUGUCACUUGUUUUAAUUUGUAAAAUUCAUGAAUUAUAAUUGAUAUAUAUAAUAAAAAUAAGUAAUUCUACCAAUAGAAUAUUUGAGUUUGACUACACCAUUUGUUUCGUAGACGAAUUACAUUGUCAAAUAAGUUGUACACAUACCCAGAAACUAAAAGUUUUUUUUUUUAUAUUAAACAUUGUAGCAGUGGUGUUGUUUUCAACCAUCUCCAAUUAACACUAUAAAUUCAAAUUGAAGUUAAUGCCAAUAGUUCCAGUUCUAUUCUGCUUUUUAUUACAUAAAUGUCUGUAUACUAUUGAAAUAAAGGUACUAUUCAAACUAA